This is a messenger RNA of Mytilus trossulus (common blue mussel), 1287 nucleotides long. Its product is annotated as putative nuclease HARBI1. The record is from RefSeq and is a predicted model, not a curated record. NCBI's taxonomy places the organism in Eukaryota, Metazoa, Mollusca, Bivalvia, Mytilida, Mytilidae. The transcript has a single exon. Bases 1 to 1287 code for a protein of 428 amino acids.
AUGGAACAAGAUUUACUUCUACUUCAUACAUCAUUACAAGGACAACAAGCUCUUCUUGAUGCUCAAGUUGCGCUUUUCUGCUUCAGGAUAAAAAGAAAACAAAGGAGACCCAGAACAUGGUGGGUGCGUCCCUGGCUUACUCAGGAAAGAAGGCUUAUGUUUGGCCACUAUGAUAGACUGAUGCAGGAGUUGAGAAUGGAGGAUCAACAGUCGUUUUUCAACUUUCUGAGAAUGCCGCCCGAGAUGUUCGACGAAAUAUUGAAUAGAGUAGGUCCCAGAAUUCAAAGGAGAGAUACCCGGCUUAGAAAAGCAUUGGAACCAGGCCUGAAGCUCGCUGUCACUAUACGACACUUAUCUUCUGGGGAUAAAUAUCCAACUCUACAAUACGACUUUAGAGUUGCCCGAAAUACAAUUUCUAUGUUUGUUCCCGAAGUCUGCCAAGCCAUUGUAGACGAAUAUAAAGUCGAAGCAAUUUCUUGUCCCACCACACAGCGCGAAUGGCGUGAUAUUGCUGAAGAGUUCCAGCGAAAAUGGAAUGUUCCACAUGCCUGUGGUGCUCUCCAUGGCAAACAUAUAGCCAUUAGAUGUCCUUCAAAUACAGGAUCACUCUUUCAUAAUUACAUGGGAUUUUUCUCAGUGGUUCUCCUUGCAUUAGUUGACGCGGAUUACAAGUUUUUGUGGAUUGACAUUGGUGGUUGUGGAUCAAUGUCUGAUGCUCAGAUCUACAACAAUUCUGAACUUAAAGAGUGCUUGGAAGAAGAAACGAUUGGCUUUCCAGACCCGGAUCCAAUGCCGAACGAUGACAAAAAUGUGCCAUAUUUCAUUCUUGGAGAUGACGCUUUUGGUUUGAGAACAUAUCUGAUGAAGCCUUAUUCUCAACGAGGCUUAACAGAUGAACAAUUGAUAACUAAUUACAGAAUAUCGAGAGGAAGACGUGUGGUUGAAAACGCAUUUGGUAUACUGGCCCAACGAUGGCAAUUAUUACUUACCACCAUGAUGCAGCAGCCAAAUGUAGUACGAAACAUUGUCGAGUGUUGCGUUUGUCUGCACAAUGUGAUGAGACUACGAUAUCCAACACAACAGAACGCGCAACUUGACAUGGAAAAUGACCAGCAUGACUUGAUUCCGGGCUUAUGGCGAGCGACCGCAAAUAUGUAUGAAGUAAACAUGGUAAUUGGACCAAACAGAGACACCGUAGCUGCAAAGAAGCAAAGGGAAUACCUUCGACUAUAUUUCAAUAGUCAAGCUGGCUCAGUUCCUUGGCAAAACCGCAUGAUAAGUGCAUAG